This is a messenger RNA of Cylicocyclus nassatus, 837 nucleotides long. NCBI's taxonomy places the organism in Eukaryota, Metazoa, Nematoda, Chromadorea, Rhabditida, Strongylidae. The record is from the annotation of a GenBank genome assembly.
AGAAUCCCAUCGAUGGGAGAGAUCCGAGCUCCAUGUUGUUUGGGUCCAAAGAAUGCCUGUAUGUGUGCUAUGGCAUUCGAAGCCAUAGUACUAGCCCAAUCCUUAGUGGUCACAGUUGGUUACAUAUCAAGAGGUGAAGCGCUAUACAAUUCCACUAACGCAUUCGUAUCAGAGAUCAUUAGCUGGGAAUUUUUGAUUCCGGUCGUUGCAGUGCAGGUGACAUUAUUGUUAAUGAAUCUAGUAUCAUUUUUGGCGAUUCGAUGUAUCGUGCCAUACUUUCUAUUGCCGUAUAUUGCGAUGUCAGUUUUUUCGCUGUUUAUCGCAACUGCACUAAUAGGAGUUACUAUUGAUCGAUUAAUGUGGGUCUUUGGAUGGUCUUGGCCACCAAGUUUGUUAUUACUGAUGUUGUUCCUAUAUCUCAUCAUAGAACUAUAUUUUGUCAGUUUGAAGCUGACGGUCUUCAGAGUGCUUGUAAAGCGCAAAAAGGCAGUACGAGGUACGGCGGAGAAGCCAGCGUUGACAACUGUCGAUCCGAUGGACUCGUACAGUCGGCGUUCCACGGUUAUUGUCACGGAUGAGUUCCUCCAACAACCGCCUCGCUUCUGAUCUCAAUACAUAUUAUCAUGGGUACUAAAUGCGGUUCUCCUUAUGUGUCUUGCUCAACAUGCCUCAUCUCUCUCUACUGCAAUAAAUCGCCUCGCUCUUUUUUUUUCUUAACUUCAGAAUGUCAUCGUACAAAUGUGUUGUUAUCAAUGCCCCUUUCCGAUAGGAUACUCAGUGAAGAAUCACGCAAUCGGGUGUAAGUAUAGGAGUUUCGAAGGAGUGUAACUGAAUGAC